Messenger RNA from Westerdykella ornata, 1711 nucleotides. RefSeq lists its product as uncharacterized. Gene Ontology annotation, molecular function: mismatched DNA binding; ATP-dependent DNA damage sensor activity; ATP binding. The annotation marks the transcript as partial. NCBI's taxonomy places the organism in Eukaryota, Fungi, Ascomycota, Dothideomycetes, Pleosporales, Sporormiaceae. Gene Ontology annotation, cellular component: MutLalpha complex. The transcript is spliced from 2 exons. Gene Ontology annotation, biological process: mismatch repair. The record is from RefSeq and is a predicted model, not a curated record.
AUUUGUCACAUGACACCGCGUACGGAUCGCGAUGGCGCGAAUACAGCGCGUCCACCUGAAGAAGGCACGAUGGAACUUGCACCGCGGGAACGGCUCAAGAUGGUUUCUGCUCCCCUCUGUCUCCGAAACCGCUUCUUCAUGCGGAACUCUUUGCUGAGUUUCCGCAAUGGCUCCUGAAGCGGACACUCCACAAGCCGUCGCCGGCAUCAAGCCGCUCCCACCAACGACAGUGCGCCAAAUCGGCGCCUCCCAAGUCCUCGUUGACCCCAGCUCGGUCGUCAAAGAACUGAUUGACAAUGCAUUGGAUGCUCGUGCAAGCGCCGUCUUCGUCGACAUCUCAGCCAAUACAAUCACUUCCAUUCAGGUGAAAGAUAACGGCCAUGGAAUUCCCGCGGAGGAUAGAGCCUUGGUUUGCCGACGUUAUUGUACGAGCAAGAUUCGUGACUUCCAGGACUUGCGACAGGUAGGAGGGAAGUGGUUGGGGUUUCGCGGUGAGGCUAUGGCGAGUAUGGCGGAGAUGAGUGGGAGCCUGGAGGUCGUGACGAGGGUGGAGGGGGAGCCGGUCGCCGUGUUGUUGAAGUAUGGGAAGAAUGGAGAGCUUGAGAAGACGGAAAGAGCAUCACAUCCAGUCGGCACCACGGUCAAAGUCACUGACCUGUUCGGCUCCUUCCCGGUGCGCAAACAGGACGCUCUCAAGCAUUCUGCGAAAUGGCUAGCGAGGAUCAGACGGUUGAUGCAGGCAUAUGCUCUCGCCAGGCCGACGGUUCGUUUCCAGCUCCGCGUACUGAAAGCGAAGACGGAUAAGGGCAACUUCAACUAUGCACCCAAAGCAGGUGCCAAAGUAGAAGACGCCGCAUUCAAGGUUAUUGGGAGGAACUGUGCCUCUCAAUGCGAAUGGACUGCGCUGGAGUUCGAGGGCUACGAGGUUCAUGCGUUUCUGCCAAAAGCCGACGCAAUUGGAGAGAAAAUCGCCAACGAGGGUACGUUCCUGGCGGUGGACUCUCGGCCGGUCUCGUCGAAUCGGGGAACUAUGAAGAAGAUCGCAGCUGCUUUCAAAGAACAUCUACGAAAGGCUAAUCCUGCGCUUGCUUCGGUCAAGGACCCUUUUUGUUGCAUGAAUAUCAUAUGCCCGCCGGAGAGUUAUGAUCCUAAUAUCGAGCCAGCCAAGGAUGAUGUUUUGUUCGAGAACCCAGAACUCGUUCUAAGCGCGGUCGAGAAACUCCUGGACUCGUUCUACCCGGUUGCAAAGAGACAAGAGCCGGAGACAGUGCCUCCUUCAAAGCCACAAUUGGACAUUCAGCCACAGUACCUCGAUGUGAAGACAAGCGCAAGUCUACCUCCAGCAGAGGAGUUUGCUUCUAGUCCCUCUAAACCGGAUCCGAAGUGGCGCUCCACAAUGUACGGCGUUGACGAGGAGGACCUCCAUCUGCUGUCAGACAACCCGCCACCAAACUUGGAAGAAGAGGAAGGGGCCCGCGCUGCAGAAGUGUCGAACCCAUGGACCAUAGCAAAAAUGAAUGCCGCUAUGAAACCGAAGAAGCGGCCAGUGAACCCACAACUGUUGACGCCAACGAAAACUCCAGGUGGCCUAUUGAAACAAUCGAGUUCGCCCAUGCCAAUUGUUCAGCCAGCACCGGUCUUGCACUCCUCUGAAUUGACUCCAGAGCGGUCUUCUCCAAUCAAGGCUUCCCAGUCUUCGCUCGAUGCGGAG